UAAUUUUUCUCUCUCUCUCUCUCUCAUUCUCGCUCUUUGGGAUCGAGUAGACCCAGUUCCAGCUCCCUCCUCUUCCUCCUAUUUUCUUGUUGAUUAUUACAGCAAACUCAGAAAAACACAGCAUCCCAGGAAGCUGUAUGUUCUUAUAUUUCGGAUAGAUAUAAAGGAAGAAAGGAGAGAGAAGAAUAAUGGAAGGUUUUAAGAUGAACAGCAACAGCACUACGACUGCGGCUACGAAAGGGAAGAAGGAUGAGCUUUAUCAUGUUAUUCACAAGGUGCCUUCUGGUGAUACUCCUUAUGUUAGAGCCAAGCAUGCUCAGCUUGUUGAAAAGGAUCCAGAGGCUGCAAUUGUGUUGUUUUGGAAGGCAAUAAACGCAGGAGAUAGAGUAGACAGUGCCCUAAAGGAUAUGGCUGUGGUGAUGAAGCAAUUAGACAGAACUGAAGAAGCCAUUGAAGCUGUCAAGUCCUUCAGAGGCCUUUGCUCUAAACAAGCACAAGACUCGCUUGAUAAUGUUCUCAUCGACUUGUACAAAAAAUGUGGGAAAAUCGAGGAACAGAUUGACUUGCUCAAGAGGAAGCUGAGGUUGAUAUACCAAGGAGCAGCCUUCAAUGGCAGACCGACUAAGACUGCACGCUCUCAUGGGAAGAAGUUCCAAGUCUCUGUUAAGCAAGAAACCUCCAGAUUAUUGGGAAAUUUGGGUUGGGCAUACAUGCAGAAAGGAAACUAUAUGAUGGCAGAGGUAGUGUAUCGAAAAGCUCAGAUGAUCGAUCCUGACUCCAAUAAGGCAUGCAACUUGGGACUCUGCCUGAUCAAACAGGGCCGCUAUGAAGAUGCUCAGUUAGUUCUUGAGGAUGUAUUGCAAAGUCGACUUCCGGGUGCGGAUGAGACUAAGUCGAGGAGAAGGGCACAUGAACUGCUAAUGGAAUUGAGGUCCAUACAUGAUGAUCUACCUGAAUCACUGGACUUGUUGGCGCUAGAUGAUGAUUUUGUAAAGGGGCUUGAGCAGUUGAUGAAUGAAUGGGGUCCUUUUAGAUCCAAGAGGCUCCCCAUCUUCGAAGAAAUCUCUCAAUUCAGAGAUCAAAUGGUCUGGACCUGAGGUGAGGCCCAAGAGGGGGCCGUCUAAGGCCCAAAAAGAUUGGGGGCACCAAUUUUUUUUACUUGUAUGUAUACAUAUAUAAAAUUUCAUAAAAAGAAAAACUAAAAACCCUUAAUCUUCCCCUUCUUUCUUGACUUCUGAAUUCUCGCGUAAUCUACUCAUUCUCA
Fragaria vesca subsp. vesca is the source of this 1264-nucleotide messenger RNA. RefSeq lists its product as uncharacterized. NCBI's taxonomy places the organism in Eukaryota, Viridiplantae, Streptophyta, Magnoliopsida, Rosales, Rosaceae. Bases 189 to 1097 code for a protein of 302 amino acids. Gene Ontology annotation, molecular function: protein binding. The transcript is spliced from 4 exons. The record is from RefSeq and is a predicted model, not a curated record.